Molecule: messenger RNA, 882 nt
Organism: Tetrahymena thermophila SB210
Lineage: Eukaryota; Ciliophora; Oligohymenophorea; Hymenostomatida; Tetrahymenidae
Product: histidine phosphatase family (branch protein 1)
Exons: 1
Cellular component (GO): cytoplasm
Molecular function (GO): phosphatase activity
Source: RefSeq, a predicted model, not a curated record
AUGGAUUAAAUAUAAUAAAAAACAAUUGACGAAGCACAAUAAUCAUUAGAAGAAAUAGCUAAGUUAUGCAAUUAAUAAUUAGAGAAUCCACCAGAUGAAGGAUAUAAGGAAUCACAAAUUUUAUUGAUACGCCAUGGUUUUUCAGAAUAUAAUUAUUCUAUAGAUACAUAUCAUAGAUAGCAUGACUAAAAAAAUAUCCAUACUGAAGAAUGUAGAUCAAUCAGAUUAAAUGUUAAUGACAUCGAUACACCUCUUCAUCCUAUAGGUAUAGAAUAGGCUAAGAAUUCUUAAAAAUAUGUUAAUGAUUUAGAUGUUCACACUGUUUUUAUUUCACCAUUGUUCAGAACUUUGCAAACAGCAGAUUUACUUUUUGCUAAUCAUCCACAAAAGCAUUUAAUAAAGUAUAUAGUUUUACCUGAAUUAUCUGAAGGACUCUGCUUCAGCUGCUCCUUUGCUCCUCUAGCUUUCUCUGAUAUUAGAAAAAAUUAAUUCAAUAAUUUUGAUUUUUCUCUAGGUUAAAAAUUCAGUUAGAAACCUGCUUGGCAAAUUGAAUAGAUUGCAUGUUAAGAUACUAUGUCUCGUAUGCAAGAAAAAAUAAAAGAUAUUCACGAUCAAGAUAAAUUAUCAGAAAUUUAUUUAUAAGAAUUAGAUAGUUUAUAUCCAAGUUAUAUUGAAACACAUGAUCAUUUAUGGAUCCGUGCUUAAUAAGCUAGAAAGUAUAUUGAAGAAUAUCAAAAAACAGUUCCUAAAGAUAAAAAAAUAAUUAUUGUUUCUCAUUAUAUCUUAGGUCUAUUUUUAACUAGCUCAAAAAGAUCAGAAAGUUUCCAUGAUAUGGAUGGAGUUAGAUGCAAAAAUUCUAAAUUAAUUCCUUGGAAAAUAUGA